UUUUUUUACAGCAAUCCCUUCCUGUUCCUGAUACUCAAGGCACAUUGUAAGGCGUAAAAGCGACGCAAAAUUAAAAUCAAACCAAGUGAAAAUCCAGCAGCACCAUAACUGUAUGAAUGCUAACUCCUCUGUUGUGUUGAUUUUAUUAUAUUUAUAAUAAGGGUCACCAAUGAUGAACAGGCAACCACAAAUAACCCUGCCUACCGUUAUGAACCUAACUGUAGAUUCCACACGGACAAACUAAAACGGAACGCCGGGACACUGUUGCCAUGACAACAUAAACGGAAAACCCACACCGAGAAGUUUCUGGCUUUCAGUGUUUAGCUUUAUUAUUUUUAUGGUGAAAACACGAUGAUUCCACAGGCCGAGUCUCUCCUGAAAUACGACAACCCAGUGUUGGUCAGCAAAACCACAGACGGAAAAUCACCAAAGGGACGCCCUUUGAGAGUGAGCCAUCAGCAGCCUGCUAUCUCUCUCCCUGUUCCACCACCUCCUAAAGCAAAGUCACCCACUGCUGACAGCAUCAGGCAGGAAAAUGAGGAGAUCCUGAACACCAUCUUUCCACCAAGGGAGUGGAAGGAGGAAAACCAGCUGUGGGAGCAGAAAGUGUCCAGUGCACCUUGUACGAGAACAGAUGUUAUUUACCUGGAGGAACUGCUGGACACAAAGCUGCAGCAGAAACAGGCCAGGGAAACAGGAAUCUGCCGCAUUCGCAGGGAGCUCUUUUCCCAGUGCUUUGAUGAGCUGAUCAGACAGGUGACCAUCAACUGUGCCGAGAGGGGUCUGCUGCUGUGGCGCAUUAGAGAAGAAAUUCAAAUGACUAUCACCGCCUACCAGAUGCUGUACGAGAGCAGCGUGGCUUUUGGAAUGAGGAAAGCACUGCAGGCUAAGCAGGGCAAGGCUGACAUGGAGAAAAAAAUCUCUGAUCUGGAGGAUGAGAAACAAGACCUGAAGAGGCAACUGAAUGAACAGAAGGCCAAAUGUGACGACAUUGAAAAGAGGGAAAAUGACAGGCGACAGGCUGAGGAGAAGAAGCACGCUGAGGAGAUUCAGUUCCUGAAGAGAACCAACCAGCAGCUGAAGGCUCAACUGGAAGGGAUGAUUACUCCAAAGAAGUAACUUCGCCAAACAAGAAGCGAGUGGCCAUGUCCCACUGCAGAAUGUUAUUAAAUUCUUGUUUUAAAAUAAUAUCAAUUCAUGUAAAGAAUGUAAUUAGUAUAUAUUUUAUUACAGCAUUGCAUGACAAGUACAGUUCAAACAAUAACUGUACAUUUCUCUUGAACAUCAAGAGUGCAUUACAUCUGUAAAUGACGAAUGAAAUGUCAUUCGAACAGUUCUGGGUUGAAGGGGAAAGGAGGUUGAAAAGGCGAGAUACAAACAGUCAUUCUCCCUGUCGAAGUCAAGAUAAGGCAUCAAGUGUCCACAUGAUAAAGACCAUUUAACACUUAGAUAGCAUUCCACUUUCGAUCAACUCUGCACUCCCAAUAAAAACAUGGCCUCUCUGGCUAGUUUAAAUAAAGAUUUAUUGCAAACUC
This is a messenger RNA of Epinephelus moara (kelp grouper), 1535 nucleotides long. RefSeq names its product dynein, axonemal, light intermediate chain 1 (gene dnali1). The transcript has 6 exons. Gene Ontology annotation, molecular function: dynein heavy chain binding. Gene Ontology annotation, cellular component: filopodium; axoneme. Lineage: Eukaryota; Metazoa; Chordata; Actinopteri; Perciformes; Serranidae. The record is from RefSeq and is a predicted model, not a curated record. Bases 352 to 1119 code for a protein of 255 amino acids.